CCAAAAAUAUAAAAGUUUUCUAUGAAUAUUGUCAGUUAAUGAAUGAAGCAAGGUAUACAGCUUUGCAAAUGUUAAAAGUUGAGGCAAAGCCUGGUAUAAUUUACAAAGCUGUUAAAGAUAAAGAUGAAGCAUCUACUGCAACAAGAAAAUACAUUUCUAAUUUGG
Molecule: messenger RNA, 165 nt
Organism: Racocetra fulgida
Lineage: Eukaryota; Fungi; Glomeromycota; Glomeromycetes; Diversisporales; Gigasporaceae
Source: the annotation of a GenBank genome assembly